UUCGUGUGAUUUCUCCGUCAGGGGUGUCGAGUUAUUUUUGUUUGUUUGUUCUCCAUGCCCAAUUUGGAGAACAACUGUUCAAACAUUACCGGAGACCGGUGUUCCGUUUGGUUCUCGCAGCGAAUGAUGGCAUGUCAGUUCUGAGUAGAAAGCCACUUACUACGUACGAUGGAUUUGGUAGAUCAAGAGAAGAUAGAAAAAUUGUUGAAGGAUGUGUCUCCCGAGAAAAAGAAAGAACUUGAAGAAAAGCUUGCUAGAUUGAAGCACCUAUCGGGACACUUGGAUGAACUCAAACAAUCCGCUGCCCUGAGGGCACUGACGGUCCGGCAGUGUUGUUUCGCUGGCGCCGUUCUAAUUGUGGUGUGCAUUUUCGGUAAGGAAACUUAAUAGGCCGCGCCGACAGUCUGUGAACUGUGAUGUAAUAGUAGAAAAUGGGAAACCCAACAAAUGGCAAACUACUUAGCUCUACCACUGCCACCGGGGAAAGGGUUCGAUGUUUGUCCAUGCUGUACGCAGUCUGGCGAGGCAGCGAAGCCUCAGAGUAGCACCACAAGUGUCUACGAGACGUGCCGCGUGGAACGUUAUCUGUGAACGAAGGGCAAUCGCGCUGGCGAAAUACAACGUAACGACGAUGGUCAUAGUGGGCUCUGUAUCGUAACGUGGCUCGCGCGACACGUUAGCACCUCGUUUACACUCACCCCACAUACCUCAUUAUCAUUCCUCCAGUGGCGACUAUGGCCGAGAAUCUGAUCGCAAAGUGCCACGUCACAUCAAGCGAUCCUGCCGGCCGGCCACGGCUCGCUAAUCAUUAACUUUAUCAACCGAUAAGCAAGUGCCCCUCUCUUCUUGCUGUGUAUGUGUCUGCCAUCCCCCGAAACACCAUUAGUCGAUAUCUGGAUCUACAGUGCUACACAGUGCACCUUGCCCACAACCUCGCGGGUUUUCCCCGGAUUACAAUAUACGUCCGGACGGUUGUUCAUUUAGCUUUCCGUAGCCCCAAAAACAGACGCUAAGUCAUGGCAACGGUGAACGACUUCCGGGAGAAUCCAUUCGAAGAGGCCCUUAACUCGGUGGCUCUGGCGGAGCUGCUACAGGAUGACGAGAAACGCUCGUUGGCGCAGCAAUUCCAGGAGAAUCUGCGUUCACUUGCCGACAUGUUUGUCAAUCUGUCCGACGAAGAGAAGCACAAGUUUGCGGCCGAAUUUAAGGGGAAGUUUGUUAAAACGCUCUCCCAUCUAAACGAGUUCUCGAAACAGAGGAAAGUCGUUCAAUCGUUCGAUGGUAGUGGAUCGACCGGUACAUCAGAUCUUACUGGAUUACCGUCUCAGCUCAGCUCGUUACCCUUGGUAGGAUUCUUGUUCUCCGGGGGUAGCUCCUGGUCAAUCGUGGCUGGAUAUUUGGUGCUAUUAUUCGUUUUGCUGCUUUUGACAUUCUUCGGCUACAAGCUCUACCUGUCGCUCACCGAGAAGGAACGAAAGCGCGAGGAAAAACUGAAGGCGAAGCAGGAGAAAUCGAAGAAAAAGAAAUGAUUGCCCGUCGUUGCCGUGGCGACCACUAAUGCCGAUGUCGCCACAAGCACCGGCAGCUCGAUGAUCGACAAUAGCCUUGGUAGAGGAGGAAGAGGAGCAGAUGGGCGAAUAGUAGGCCGUCGGCAACAUCAGCUCCGGUUACCGUCUCAGCACAAACAACAUUCCAGAGGAAAAAGACUUGGCAAAGCCUAGCCGUUAAGGACGACACACAGAGACUAUAGAUAUUUUUAAUCGUUCCUCGCCGUUCAUCGUACCAUACCUCUCCCUUACUCUCACUCUUCUUCCCGUCUUCCUUCCGUUGUUCGCUUGGUGUGCUCCUGAACGAGCGAUCGUUGAAAUCUAUCGUUUGGCGGUCGAACGUUCGCAAAACUCCCUGUUCGAACGAUUUUGAUCAUUUGAUCAGCUGGUCAAAACUCAUCCAAUCGUCAGUUAACCUGUUGUUGAAGCAUUUUAUAGAAAACACAUUUUUGGGAUAUUGUCUUUACUUCGGUUCGCAUUGUUUAAAUCAAUGUUAAUAACGCGUUUCCGAAACGGGUCUGGCUGUUUGGGGAGAAAUUAAGAGAGGGCACACGACGUGGGUACGCAAUCAAAUGGUUAUUUGUUUUCACAUUCAAGUGCAAAAAACGAUGUGUUUUAAAAUGUAUGCGGUUGAACAAAAUGUGCAAACAUUCAUAUUAAAUGGAAUAAAACUGUAAUGUUUGAAAGUAAUUGAAAAGAAAAAAAAACACAAGACGAAUUAAACGAU
Anopheles darlingi is the source of this 2274-nucleotide messenger RNA. RefSeq lists its product as uncharacterized. The transcript has 2 exons. The record is from RefSeq and is a predicted model, not a curated record. NCBI's taxonomy places the organism in Eukaryota, Metazoa, Arthropoda, Insecta, Diptera, Culicidae. Bases 1017 to 1529 code for a protein of 170 amino acids.